Molecule: messenger RNA, 1242 nt
Organism: Dermacentor silvarum
Lineage: Eukaryota; Metazoa; Arthropoda; Arachnida; Ixodida; Ixodidae
Exons: 4
Coding region: 1-1242 (413 amino acids)
Molecular function (GO): nucleic acid binding
Source: RefSeq, a predicted model, not a curated record
AUGGACGCUUCCAAAAAACGUGCUCAUCUGCUGACGUUGUGCGGAGAACAGCCUUACGACAUCGUCUGCGCCCUCGUUCAACCCAAGCAGCCCAACCAAGUGAGCUACGAUGACAUAGUUGAGAUGCUCAAGGCUCAUUUGGAUCCGCAACCUUCUGCAGCCUUCUGCAGGGCACGCUUCCAACGAAGGGACCAACGGCACAAUGAAAUAGUGCUCAAGAGGCUAGCAGCAGAGUGCAAUUUUGGAACAAGCGCAGACGCUGAGGCCAAUCAAACAAUCCUUCCUCUUGAGAUAAUGCUGCGUGAUCGUUUCGUUUGCGGUCUUCGGAACGAGCAGGUCCAGCAACGGCUGUUCGCGGAAAAGGACUUGACAUUCACGAAAGCCUUUGACAUUGCACUGCGAGCUGAGAACGCCGUCGAAGACCAGAGAAACGUGAAAGCGGAAUUUAAAGAGAUUCACGAAGCCUGCACAAGCAUCUCCAAGACAGAAAACCAAGGUCACUCGAGUACCUCUUGCCAAAAGAAGAAAGAACGCUGUUGGCGCUGUGACACGCAACAUAGUCCGGACACUUGCAAGUUCCAGACAGCUUCCUGCAACUACUGCAAGAAACGCGGCCACAUUGAAAAGACGUGCCUGAAAAAAACGGAUUCACCAGACGCGGCACUUUACGAGCUCAACACCUUAAUCGACGCGUCCAACACGCAGAAGGUCAUGACUCAGCUACGCGUACAUGGCAAGUCCUUAGAGUUCGAAGUCGACUCAGGUGCAACCUGCACACUCAUCGGUGAGGCCACGUUCAAGUACACGUGGAUAGAUGAACCACCACGGCUUGAGACAGACAUCCUCCUACGCAUCUGGUACAAGGCCCUGACAUUACCGCUGGUUGCCAUCAAGGGAGCAGGGUGUAACCUCCUUGGACGCAACUGGUUUCCUCAUCUGGGUAUACAGAUCACGCGCAUCAACGACGUAUCAGACGACGAACUUGUUUCCAAGCUUCUGGACAAGUACCAGUUUGUGUUCGACGAGAACAUCUCAGGACACGUUGGCCCUGAGAAUAGCCCACCCAAAGCUCCUAUUGCCACCUGGGACCGUCCCCAUACACCAUGGCACACGGUGUACGUUGACUUCGCGGGACCACUACUCGGGCGCACCUACAUGGUUGUUGUGGACGCACACACAAAGUGGGUGGAAGUUCGGCACGUGACGCAAGCAACAUCCGCGGUUGUCAUCGAUGUGCUCUGA